Messenger RNA from Bufo gargarizans (Asiatic toad), 6107 nucleotides. It is a transcript of the gene SMG6, whose product is annotated as SMG6 nonsense mediated mRNA decay factor. Gene Ontology annotation, molecular function: telomeric repeat DNA binding; protein binding; telomerase RNA binding. Lineage: Eukaryota; Metazoa; Chordata; Amphibia; Anura; Bufonidae. The transcript is spliced from 19 exons. The record is from RefSeq and is a predicted model, not a curated record. Gene Ontology annotation, biological process: nuclear-transcribed mRNA catabolic process, nonsense-mediated decay. Gene Ontology annotation, cellular component: telomerase holoenzyme complex. Bases 112 to 4248 code for a protein of 1378 amino acids.
AGUGACCGGCUUUACGUCAGCUGAGGCGUUUCGCCUUCUGAUUUGGUCCAGCGCGCUCGCCGUCAUCUUACGCUUCACGUCUUGUUUUGAUUCCUGGCGGUCGCUGGGAAGAUGGCGGCUACGUUAGAGCGGGUCAGGAUUUCUGCCUCCGAAUUACGGGAGAUGCUCGCGGCUAGCGACGGCUCCGUGGUCCGAGAAACCAUUAAAGAGAUGAAGGAACCGAGACAGAGGAAAGAUAACCGAAGACCAGACAUUGAGAUAUAUAAGCCUGGGUUGUCCAGACUAAGAAAUAAGCCCAAACUGGAUGCCCCUGGCAAUGGAGGCAGUCACUUUGAAGAACAUCGAAAUGAGAAAUUCAAAGAUUGUGAACCUUUGGUCAAUGGGGUCAGCCCAGUUGUGUUAUCUAGAGAUGAAAUCCAAGAUGAUGAUGAUCUUGAGCAUGGUGGUCCACCGACUGGGAACCCUGAAACUCAAGAGCGAAAAAUUGUAAAGAAAAACAAGAAACCAGACCGACAAAUUUACCAACCAGGAAGAAGACUGCAUGCUCCUGUGAAAGAAUCUUUGAGUGAAAUUAUAGAAGAUGAAAUUGUGAGAAAAACUGAACAUCUAAAACUCGAACAUGAAGAUGAUCUUGGAAAGUCUGUCACAAAUCAUAAGAUUCCCCUGGAAAAUGGUAACAAGAUGGGCAAGGUUGAAAAGAAAUCGGAAAGAGAGAGAACCAACAAGACUGGAGAAGAGAUGUCCUCAUUGAGGCCUUGUAAGGAUGAGAGAAAGGUUGGUUCAACCAAACGUUAUUCACAUUCGGACAAAAGAAGGACCCGCACUAGGAAUUGCAGCACCAGUUCUGCUGGAAGCAACAACAGCAGUGAAGAAGCUCUCUUGGCAGAGGGCAACAGGAGGCGUCAAGACAAAGGAAAGAUACCUGGAGAUCGUAAAGAAAAGGUGCGCACAAAGAAGCAGGUCUCACUGUCUUCAACCGAUUCUUUUGAGGAGGAUUAUAACGAAUGGUUGGACGACUCGCUCCAAAGCCGGAACCAAUGGAAGAAGAGGCAGAACUCGAGUGACAAAAGCUGUCCUGAAAAUACAGAUGGCAUCAAGAGAUCAAGCAGCAAAGAUAAGCAAGAGAAGUUUUACAUACCAGAAUCCCACCAUCAGCCAAUCAUUGAUGAAGAGAGGACCCGGAAACGAAGUGAUAGACCCAGUAACAAGCGCAACAGUGGCAAAGAGAAGCAUGAGUUAAGAGAGCGAUCAAGUGAGCCAAGGGACAGAGGGAGAGGAAUCAUUAUUCUUCCCGCCAACACUGAUAUAUCCAAUGCCACUGGGGCAUCAGAACCGAACAGUGCAAAGACCCUCUCUACUGCUAGCAACAAAUAUGGCCGUGGUAAAGGACGUGGUGGAGGUGUCCGUCGUCUGUGGGAUCCUAAUAACCCUGAGCAAAAGCCUGCUCUUAAAAACCAGAGCCCCCAGCUUCAUUUUCUAGAUACUGAUGAUGAGUCUACACCUUCUUCACAGAGUGACAACUACCAGUCUGCCUCUCAGGCAUCUUACUACAAGUUCCAGAAUUCUGAUAACCCCUAUUACUUUGCUCGUCCACCAUAUCCAUAUGCUGGUUACUCCAUGCCUUAUUCCAUAGGUCCCAGCAACGGCAUAUAUCCAGGUAGUUAUUAUCCUGGGUAUCCAGCUCAGCCUGCACAGUAUGGUUCUGGUUCCUACUCUGGAAGUCCAGUAAUGCCUGAGGAAAUUGAACAGCAAGUGAGGACAAUGCAACAGCAAGAGCUGAGCCGUCUCUUGAGAAUGGCAGAUAACCAGGAGCUUCAGCUCAGUAAUCUUCUCUCCAGGGAUACCAUCAGCACAGAAGGCUUGAACAAAAUGGCUCUGCUUAGGUCAGAGCUGAUCCAGCUCUAUGAGCACUGCCUGCUGACGGACAUUGAAUUCUGUGACCAGCACAACUUGGACCAGCUCUUGUGGAAGAACGUUUUCUAUCAAGUGAUUGAGAAGUUUCGCCAUUUCUUGAAAGAGUCAUCGGGAGAAGGUGAAUCCAUCCGAAGACAGCUGCUGCAGGUGUUAGAUGAGGGUACAGUAUUUUUUGAUAGUUUGCUUCAGAAACUGCAGUCAACAUAUCAGUUCAAGCUUGAGGACUACAUGGACGGGAUGGCAAUCCGCAGCAAGCCACUCCGUAAAACGGUCAAGUUUGCAUUGAUCAGUGCACAACGCUGUAUGAUUUGCCAGGGUGACAUUGCCCGCUAUAGAGAGCAAACAGCAGACACCUGUAACUAUGGCAAAGCUCGCAGCUGGUAUCUGAAGGCACAGCACAUUGCACCCAAGAAUGGUAGACCUUAUAAUCAGCUAGCUCUCCUGGCUAUAUACACGAGGAGGAAACUGGAUGCUGUUUACUACUACAUGCGUAGUCUAGCUGCCAGCAACCCAAUUCUUACUGCCAAGGAAAGUCUAAUGAGUUUGUUUGAAGAGACCAAGCGUAAGGCUGAGCAGAUGGAAAAGAAGCCACAUAAGGAUAUGGAAGCAAGCACUAAUCGUAAUCCCACUGAGGAUACCAGUCGAGUGGAGAUUUGGAUCCACCCAAUACGGGGAGGUCGUUCCAGCAGCAAUAGUCCUGCCAGUGACGGUCUCGAAAGCUUUAGCCCGAGUGAUCUGAACAAACGCUUCCUGCUCAGCUUCCUGCAUGCCCAGGGGAAGCUCUUCACCAGGAUUGGAAUGGAAACUUUCCAUGUGGUUGCAGAAAAGCUUCUUAAGGAGUUUAAAGCCCUUCUCCAACACAGUCCAUCACCUAUUGGCAGUAUGAGGAUGCUGCAGCUUAUGGCUAUCAAUAUGUUUGCUGUGAAUAAUUCUCAGAGCAAAGACGAGCAUUCGGAGGGCUAUCGUUCUACAGUGCAUGAGCAGGCAACCUCUCUGGGCCUUGCAAUGUUUUCCCUUCUUGUAAAUAGAUGCAUCCAGUUAUUGAAAAUCCUACAAACCAAACAAAAUGGCUCUGGCAGGAAAGCUGAUAUAACCGAGGAUGAAAUGGAAGUGAAAGUUUCUUCUUUUCCAUCUGAUCUAAAAGAGCUUCUGCCUAGUGUCAAGGUGUGGUCAGACUGGAUGCUGGGCCACCCUGAAACAUGGAAUCCACCACCCAAUCCACUGACCAGCAGCAAAGAGCCUGCCCUCGACGUAUGGAGCAUAUUGGCAGACUUCUGUAAUACCCUGACCUGCGUGAGUCAGUCAGAAGUGCCACUUUAUAAGGACCCCGACGAUGACCUCUCACUCCUGAUCCUAGAAGAAGAUAGACUCCUCUCUGGAUUUGUUCCUCUUCUGGCUGCCCCUCAAGAACCAUGCUACGUUGAACAAACCUCGGACAAGAUUAUUGCUGCGGAUUGUAAGCGGGUCACAGUACUGAAAUAUUUCCUGGAAGCACUGUGCGGACAAGAAGAGCCUCUGCUGGCAUUCAAGGGUGGAAAGUAUGUGUCAGUGGCACCCGUCCCAGACGCCAUAGGAAAGGAAACAGGAAGCCCGGAGGGAAACCAACUGGAAGAUCAGGAUGAUGUAGUGAUUGAAGCGUUUGCUGAAGAUUCGGAGCCAGAAAACAGCGGGGCAGAGCAUGAUUUCCGAGAGCUACGUGCCAAGAAGCACGCCCUGGUGAGGAAAGUGGAGGAACAGAAACGUCGGCAGCAGAAGAUUCAGGCUGUCCUGGAUGGAAAGACGAGACCCCUGGAGCUGGCAAUCUGUCCCUUAUUCCUGGUUCCUGACACAAAUGGGUUUAUCAAUCACCUCCCUGGUCUGCAGCAGCUUCUGUCAUGUCAGAUCUAUAUCCUAGUUAUUCCACUUAUAGUUAUUCAUGAGCUGGACGGCCUUGCAAAGGGACAAGAUGUUGAUCAGCGCAGCGCUGUACAGGCUAGAUCUCUUCAGGAGAAGGCCAAGAAGGCCAUUCAGUUUCUAGAACAUGGAUUUGAAGCUCGAGACCCCUUUCUCCGAGCACUUACAAGCCGCGGCAAUGAGUUGGAAUCUAUUGCCUUCCGAAGCGAGGAUAUCUCUGGACAGAAGGGAAACAACGAUGACUUGAUCCUGUCAUGCUGUCUUCAUUACUGCAAGGACAAUGCUAAGGACUUCAUGCCGUCAAAUAAAGAUGAUCCAAUACGCCUGAGAAGAGAAGUCGUUCUGCUGACUGAUGACCGUAACCUCAGAGUCAAGGCUCUGACCCGACACGUCCCUGUGCGAGACAUCCCUGCUUUUCUCAAGUGGGCCAAAGUGGGGUGAAGCAGCCAAGAAUCAGAAGGGAAGAAUCCUUGUGUGCGAGAAAAAAAAAAAGAGAAUAUCCAGUGUGUGACCCGCCGGGGCAAGAAGUCGUUACAGUCAGUCCUGAUACAUCAGUUCAACUGCCCCAUGUUAAACCACACACAGACGCAUCCCAGACUCAACCCAUCAGCUAAAGUUAUCUAGAGCAAAGGCUGAAAAUGCUCCCUUCGUGCACCCUCAUCGUGAGCCUCCUGUAACUUAGUUCAGGUGGAUGGGAGUGUGUAAAGAAGGGGCUUGUCAUUGUAUGUUGGGUCUGACUUGUCAGUGAGGGUGCAGAAUUAAGUAAGAUGACAAUCCAGAGCAGGAUUUCACUGGCCGUUUCCUGCCAGGGGCACGUCUCCUCCUGUUUUCACCAGGCCUUGAUAGGAAUCAGUGCUCUCUUUCACCAGAGGAUCUUUACCUUAUGAUCUUAUUUCUUUAAUGACUGCAAUUCUCUUUUAGCUUAUUGAUUUUAUUUUCUGUAGUUUAGAUUUUCAUUUGUUUAGGUUGGAAGUAUUUCUUCACCGGCCCAGGAUUCCUAGGUCAUAGUUUGAAGCAGCCAUCAGCAGAUACAUAUCCCCCCCUUAUUUCCUUUCUCCCUAUCUAUUAUAUUUUGUGCAUUGUUCCUCUGGUUUCUCAUUUUUCCCCUUAUUUUGCUUGCUGAGGCUAGCCUCACCCCUUUUGUUGUCUAGGGAGAUGCGUAGGUGUGGCCAUAAAAUUCAGACAUGAAGGAUGAUGUUGCUCUGUAAAGUGUACAACAAUGCUUUUCCGUUGCUUGACCGAUCCUCAUCGCUACACACACCAGGUUACACAGAUGUUCUCGGCAGGUUUCCCUGGCAGUGAGCACUCUCAGUAUUUUCUGUCAUUCCCAGCCAAGACCUGACAUCUGAAAAUCCUAAAAGUCUUCUGUGGGUCCUGAUGUCAUCCCUUUCCCUAAUACUUUGUAAAAUCAGUCUGCAGGGAUAAAGGCAGAAAUCGACCACAUGGUCCUGGCUACAUGCUAGUUGGCCCAGACAGUGGCUCCCUUUAACCCCUUUUUUGUUGCUGAGAGUGGCCAGCAUCCCCGCUUUGCUGUGCCGUGGUGUGGUGAGGACAGUCUGGGCAGUGGACAUAACUUCUGCAGACUGUCAAGAGAGUUACCUGGCUACAUUUUAGAUACCGACUUGGAUUUGGGAAGCCAGACUGCCUCUGCUUAGUGGACAGAGGCUAGUAAAGUGGUCAUAUUCUAUUCAGAUAAUAUGUCCAUCAGUGGAGACUCCAGAAAAUAGUGGUGAUUGGUAUAAUUUUUAGAUUUCCACAGAUCUGAACGUGUAAAUAGUUUUAGUGAGAAGUGAUGAUGUUAUGUGGGUUUUUGUUGGCUGAGUGCAGCUAUUCUGUUUGUCGUGAAGCAGACUUUCUGUAAGAAAUAAUAUUCUUUUAAUUUUGUUACUCUUCCUGUACGUGUGGCUUCAGUAGAGCGGUGUAACUGGGCAUGCUAUUCAUAAGUGGUGUUGGUAUGUUUAACCCUUUAGUGUAUUGUUUUGCGCGAGCUUGCCAUCAUACUGAUCCCAAAGACAUUAGUACCUGCAACCAGCCUCAAUAUCAUAUAAUUUCCACUAUAGGCACUGGCUGUUGGGGAACGGCACCCAUAUUAUAACACAAGCUCUGUGCUGAUAGUCCAGCAUGGCAUUACUGUUUAUGCUCCAGUGGUUCUCUUCUGUGUCAUAUGAAUGACUGUUUUUGUUAAUUUUCUUAAUUUUCCAUGAUUUUUAUUUUAUUUUGGAAGGAAUUUUUGUUGUAUACAAUUUUUAGAUUCUGUGUUUGCUGACAAGAAUAUCUUAAUAAAUGUUGUUUUACUGCAA